CAGAACUCGGUGUUGAGAGGUCCAGUGACGAGCAAAGAUGGCCGCGCCCAUGUACUACCCGUAGCAGUUGUUGACCUUUAUUUUUCCUCCCUGUCACCUGGCCCCUGUGGUGGCAGACUGGCUACGAAGACUAUGCUGGGCCGGACCCUCCGAGAAGUUUCUGUCGCACUGAAACAAGGCCAAAUUACUCCAACUGAGCUCUGUCAAGAAUGUCUCUCCCUGAUCAAGAAGACCAAGUUUCUAAAUGCUUACAUUACUGUAUCAGAAGAAGUGGCCUUAAAGCAAGCUGAAGAAUCAGAGGAAAGAUAUAAGAAAGGUCACUCACUUGGGGAGUUAGAUGGAAUUCCUGUUGCAGUAAAAGACAACUUUAGCACAACUGGCAUUAAGACAACGUGUGCAUCGAACAUGUUGAAAGGUUAUGUACCACCUUAUAAUGCCACAGUAGUUCAGAAGCUGUUGGAUCAGGGAGCUCUACUAAUGGGAAAAACAAACUUAGAUGAGUUUGCUAUGGGAUCUGGUAGCACAGAUGGUGUAUUCGGACCAGUUAAAAACCCAUGGAGUUAUUCAAAACAGUACCGAGAAAAGAAGAAGCAGAAACCCCAUGGCGAGAACGAGGAUACAAAUUGGCUAAUAACGGGAGGAAGCUCCGGAGGGAGUGCAGCCGCCGUAUCAGCGUUCACAUGCUUUGCGGCUUUAGGAUCAGAUACGGGAGGAUCAACCAGAAAUCCAGCUGCCCUCUGUGGAGUUGUUGGUUUAAAACCAACCUAUGGCUUAGUUUCCCGUCACGGUCUCAUUCCCCUGGUGAAUUCAAUGGAUGUGCCAGGAAUCUUAACCAGAUGCGUGGAUGAUGCAGCAACUGUGUUGGGUGUACUGGCUGGGCAUGACUGCAAAGAUUCAACCACAGUACAAGAUCCUGUUAAAUCGUUUAUACUUCCCAGUUUGACAGAUGUAAGCAAACUAUGUAUAGGAAUUCCCAAGGAAUAUCUUGUACCAGAAUUAUCGAGUGAAGUACAGUCUCUUUGGUCCAAAGCCGCUAAGCUCUUUGAGUCUGAGGGGGCCAAAGUAAUUGAAGUGUCCCUACCCCACACCAGUUACUCAAUUGUCUGCUACCAUGUAUUGUGUACAUCAGAAGUGGCAUCGAAUAUGGCAAGAUUUGAUGGGCUGGAGUAUGGUCACAGGUGUGACAUUAAUGUGUCUACUGAAGCCAUGUAUGCUGCAACCAGACGAGAAGGCUUUAAUGAUGUGGUGAGAGGAAGAAUUCUCUCAGGAAACUUUUUCUUACUAAAAGAAAACUAUGAGAAUUACUUCAUCAAAGCACAGAAAGUGAGACGACUCAUUGCUAAUGAUUUUGUGAAUGUUUUUAACUCUGGAGUGGAUGUCUUGUUAACUCCCACCACCUUGAGUGAGGCAGUGCCGUACGUGGAAUUCAUCAAAGAAGACAACAGAACGCGAAGUGCCCAGGGUGAUAUUUUUACACAGGCUGUAAAUAUGGCAGCUCUCUGUUUUUUAGAACCACAUCAGGCUGCAUUAUAAUUUUUAUAGCAAUUAUUGAACAUAGCAUAGAACACUCAAGAGGAGAUAGAAAGUCUACUGUACUUGCCUGUACUUUUGCUUACUGUGUUUAUUUCUCCCUGAUCUGUCAAGAUUUUUAUGUUUUAUCACAUCCUUUCUGUUUAGAGAAAUUCCGUUAGCCAUUUUUUUAGGGUACAUCUGAUGGCAACUAAUUCUCUUCGCUUUCUUUUCAUUUUUAAAGAUUAUUUUUGCUAUAUAUAUAGGAUUCUGUUUUGACAGUUCUUUUCUUUAGCACUUAAAAAAAUGUUGUGCUACUUUUUUCUAGCCUGCUUACUUCUGAUAAGAAAUCCCCUACCUUUAAGUGACAUUGUCUUUUGAAGAAUAUAGUUCACUUGUCCUGAAGUGAAUUGUCAGAUUGCUUCCUUGAGAUUGUGUUGAGUUCAACAUUUUUGACAGAAAUACUACAUAUUCUUGAUGUCAGGAAACAGUUAACAUUAGUUUGCUCUGCUUUUGGAAACUACGUUGAACCCUUAGUUAAGGAAGUAACUGCAGAUGUUUUCCUUGUAGAGUUACAUUUUUCCUUUUAUCACUUGUCAGCAUUUGGUGAAGUGAUACUUUGAGACCAUGUGAAUAUCCGAAUCCCCAAUAAACUUGAACUCAGUUUUAGCAUCCAUUGAUGCUGCCUGCCUGAGUUAAUAUCUAGAAAAUUACAAAACACUGACCUUUCUAAUUAUAGCAUUCCAUCUUUGUAUAUUAGUUAGCAGUCUUCUCUAAAGAUCAGCUUUCUUUUUUUUUUUAAUUCAAUGUAAUAUAAGCAAUUACUAUCAUUGUUUUUGUUGCUCAUACUGCCCCAGAUUUAGUCAAUAGGAGCCCCCUUCAAAUUGCAUGUGUCCUUUAGACUUGUCCCCAGUAAUUUUUGAAAACUUCCUUUUUUUAUGAUAUAACAAGAUGUCCCAAGAUUUUAUACUCUCUCUGCCCCAAACCUGAGCUACUAUUUCUCAUCUAACAAAUUGGGGAAAUUUACAAGCUCAACAAUAUAGCCUAUAAGCAAAGCUGCAGGAAAAAAUCCCUCAUCUUGCUAAUGGGAGUUCAGAAUGGUACAGCUUUUUGGAGGGGAAUUUGGCAUUCGCUAAUUACAUAUUUAUUUAUCCUUUGGUGAAACAAUCCUUUUUUGUUGAGAAACUUUCAAGAAUACCAGAAAACAUGAACACAGUAAUUCACUAGGCUAUAGCGUGAAAUAUUGAUAGCUAGGCACAGAAAACAACCUGCAUGCCGAACUGUAGAAGAAUGGCUGGAUAAAUUAUGGUAAAUCCACAUAAUGGAAUAAAUGCAGCUAUAAGAAGGAAUGAAGAUGUUCCAAUAACAGUGAUUUUCAACAUUUAUCAUGAAGUGAAUGAAGAAAGGGUUGCCAGCAGUGAGUGUCCCUAUGGCCCUCUCCAACCAAGGGUUGCCAAUAGGACUACAGUUUAUUGGACGUGCGUUUUGUGACCAGCAGCUUCUUACAGUUGCCAAAUGGUUUGAAAAACAAGUACAGUUUCCUAUUAUUCAGCUUCAAGAAAUAAUGGGUGAUUGUUCAUCAGUCUUUGAAAA
Messenger RNA from Pipistrellus kuhlii (Kuhl's pipistrelle), 3102 nucleotides. RefSeq names its product glutaminyl-tRNA amidotransferase subunit QRSL1 (gene QRSL1). The transcript has 12 exons. Gene Ontology annotation, cellular component: mitochondrion; glutamyl-tRNA(Gln) amidotransferase complex. NCBI's taxonomy places the organism in Eukaryota, Metazoa, Chordata, Mammalia, Chiroptera, Vespertilionidae. Gene Ontology annotation, molecular function: glutaminyl-tRNA synthase (glutamine-hydrolyzing) activity. Gene Ontology annotation, biological process: mitochondrial translation; glutaminyl-tRNAGln biosynthesis via transamidation. The coding region runs from base 133 to 1533 and encodes 466 amino acids. The record is from RefSeq and is a predicted model, not a curated record.